GAAAGAAGAAAAAAAACAGUAUUUUUUUGUGUCUGAAUCUACAUGAGAGAGAGAGAGAGAGAGAAUGGGUGCUGUCACUUGAUAUGAUCUCUUAGAGAUUCCUACACUCCUGGCAUCGCUACUUCCUCCUCCAUAGACGUCUUUACUCUCUGCUUCUUCAACGUCGACGUUUUGUCUGUCCAGCUUGAACAAAGUGGAGCUUGCUGCUGCCUUGCUGGUUUUCUCACUUCUGGGUGUCAAAGAUCGAAGACCCAUUUGCCAUUGAACGGUAAUGCAGUGACCCAUUUGGUUUCAAUGCGAAUUUUGCACAUUUCAUCUGGCAUCUCAUUGUUUUGGGCCCAAAGCUUGUAUCUUUUUAGUCAUAUUGUUGGUGUGUGAUUGGGUGCGGUUCCUUGGUUUCUGGCUCUUUCACUGUAGAUCAAGAACUUCACUUUGAGGUGAAAUGCUGCAAAUUUUUUCAGCUGGUUUUGGGAGUUUAUAUGGGUAAUAAGUAAAUCAGAUUGAGGCUUUGCAUUGAUUGGAGGUUGGGAUUAGUUUCAUAUGAAAUGCCCACACACUAGUUUGGUAAUUUUCUUGUUCUGCUGGUCAACUUUGCUGUAAUUGUUAGUAAAGAUGAAGCUUUUGACGAGGGUCGUACAGAGAACAAAUUUACUACUUUGGACAUUGUAGUUAUGAUGUUCAAUGCGAAAUAAAAUGAUGUUUUGAUACAUCAGGAUAAGUUUUUGUCCCAUGUGAUAGCGUUCGUAAGCAGGUGGAGUAUGAAAUCAGCUAGAUCGAAUUGUAUUUUGUUUUGAUGGCGUCUAUUAGAAGAACAUUGUCUCCAGUGCCUCGAGCAGGAACUGCACUAAAUGGGGAAGCUUGUUCAGUUGCUUCUCCAUUGUCCAGGUCCUCAUGUACUCACAACAACUACCCAACAUCCAAUGGAUUGUUAUCGUCUCUGUCCGCUUCAUUGGACCCUUUUGUUCUCAGUGUCUUUUCUCCAAGGUCUUCUAGGCCCCUUGAGAAGUCAAAACCAAAGGGCCAUAUUUGGAGGAGGGCACUUUCCCAUUUCUUCAUUUGUUUCAUUGUUGGGCUAUUCAUUGGGCUUACACCCUUUGCCUCAAUGAAUUUCUCCAUGAAUCUCAUGUCGAAGCAUCAAGACUUCUCCUUUGACAUGAUAUCUUCAGUUGGGUUUCAGUUGCAUGAUAGUGUACACAGAAAUGUCACACCAUUCGACAGUGUGAAAAGGAAGAAGAAUGUUACGACAGAGUUGCAAGUCAAGGAGUGGGAGGCAAAAGAUGGCAUUCUAGAGAAAGCUGUAGAUAACCGGUUACUCAUCCAAGAAUCAGAUUUGGAGUUCCGAAAGCUUUUGAUAAUUGUGACCCCAACAUAUGCUCAGCCAUUUCAAGCCUAUAAUCUGAAUCGUUUGGCACACACGCUAAAAUUAAUCUCACCUCCAUUGUUAUGGAUUGUUGUGGAGAUGACCUCCCAAUCUGCAGAAACAGCUGACAUCUUGAAGAGAACUGGGAUUAUGUACAGGCAUCUCGUUUGCAAUAAGAAUCUUACUGAUGUAAGAGACAGAAGUGUUCAUCAAAGAAAUGUUGCACUUUCUCACAUUGAAACUCACCGUCUUGAUGGAAUCGUCCACUUUGCAGAUGAGGAUAAUGUCUACUCAACUGAUCUUUUCGAGCAAAUGAGGCAGAUCAGGCGGUUUGGGACCUGGACAGUGGCCAAACUAUUGAGUGGCAAAAUGAAACCAAUUAUUGAGGGCGCGGUUUGUAAUGGAACUCAGGUCAUAGGAUGGCAUGUAAAUGAAUCAAGUAGAAGAUUUCAGAGAUUUCAUGCUAAAAUAUCAGGAUUUGCCUUCAAUAGUUCGAUACUCUGGGACCCCAAAGGGUGGCAUCGACCGACCCUUGAACCUAUUAGGCAGCUUGACACAGGCAAUGAUGAUUUCAAGGCGAGCACAUUUAUUGAACAAGUUGUCGAAGAUGAAAGUCAAAUGGAAGGUUUGCUGCAUGAUUGCUCAACAAUCAUGGUUUGGCACCAUCACCAUGAAUCAUCUAAUACCUUCUAUCCUCACAAAUGGAUCAUGAAAGAUAGCCUGGAUGUAAUUGCCUCACUUAAGCAAAACUCUUGAUGUGAAUGGAGUCCAGGUGGAUGGCAAAGUGCGGGAUAGAUUGAUGCGGAACCACAGAUAGUUUUGCCUGUGGUUACUAAUCCUCACUGCAGCUGAUGCCCGCUCAGGCUGUUCAAACACUUCACCAGUUUCGUGGGGUCAUUCAACAAAUUGGUUGAGAAUUUUCCCACAACGUUUUUCCCAGUUGUUAGAUCAGAUGCUUUUCCCCUUUUAAGAUCAGGGGUGAAAAUGAUUAUUUGUAGUUGUAUGAAAUGCCCAUUUUCCUUUGUAGGCUGCUCUGUUUACCAAGAGAAAAUUUAUUUGAUGAGCUAAUGCUUCAUCCUAAAGCCUAGAAGGAUCCAGGGGUCGUCCAUGUCAGUAUCAGCUUAAUUUUGCCUUUUGUCAUGGUUAAGGUAUUCUUUGGGUGUGGUAAUGUGUAAAAAAUUGAAUUAUUAAGUUGGUGCUUUAAGUCACUUCUUCUUUGUUA
Molecule: messenger RNA, 2582 nt
Organism: Prunus avium (sweet cherry)
Lineage: Eukaryota; Viridiplantae; Streptophyta; Magnoliopsida; Rosales; Rosaceae
Product: putative beta-1,4-xylosyltransferase IRX9H
Biological process (GO): plant-type secondary cell wall biogenesis; glucuronoxylan biosynthetic process
Cellular component (GO): Golgi membrane
Molecular function (GO): galactosylgalactosylxylosylprotein 3-beta-glucuronosyltransferase activity; xylosyltransferase activity
Source: RefSeq, a predicted model, not a curated record